This is a messenger RNA of Aplosporella prunicola CBS 121167, 825 nucleotides long. RefSeq lists its product as uncharacterized. The record is from RefSeq and is a predicted model, not a curated record. The transcript has a single exon. NCBI's taxonomy places the organism in Eukaryota, Fungi, Ascomycota, Dothideomycetes, Botryosphaeriales, Aplosporellaceae. Bases 221 to 757 code for a protein of 178 amino acids.
AUAGGAUUUCCCGCUUUCAAUGAGAGGCAGCCUGUAGCCGCUGAGUGACGAAUCCGUGCGAGUCGCGUAGCCAAAAUAGAAGCGUAGACGCCGCGAACACAGCCGAAGACAGGCUCGUCUGUGGGCGGGCGGGUGGUAGAGGAUGCAGGCCAGGGCGACAGACGGCUACGGCAGGUGAGUGAUGUGUUGAGAGGAAGGAGGUCGGUCAGAGGGUCGAGUGAUGUGGAGAAUAGCGCGGCACGUGACAUGCGCACUAGUCUGCUUCGGGGUUCUCCACUUCCCGUGUCCGCACUCCAACAUUCCGUCCCUCCCACCUUUCCAAAUGCCUACGGCCAACGGCCUUUUUGUCGCCUCCCAGCCAUGGUGCUUGCGUGACCUCGUGUUCGGCGGUGAGUCUUCGUCGUCUCGUCGUCUGCUGGGUUUUGGUUUGGCUUUGAGCUGCUGCUGCUUUUGCUGCUGCUGUCUUUCCCACCGUCAGCACGCCCUCAUCGUGGCUGUUUUCGUCCUGCAGAGGCGUCGCCGUGCUUGUCCUACGUUAGAAGAAGAAGAAAGAACAAACAAGUCUCGGCUUCUUGCCGCUCCUCCGGUUGCACUUGGCUUGACUCGUAUCGCGCUCCUCAGCAACGCCAUGUACCCGUCGGUCUGUCUGUCUGUCCAUGUUGGUGUAGAAGCGUCGUCUUCCGGCCUCCAAAAGUCUCUACUGCAAAAAGUAACAUUAGUCCAUUUCGCUCAACCGCCGAUGUCGAGCAGUCUUUAGUGCGAGGCCUACGUGGCGACCGCUGAGUGGUCUGCUUCUUCUGUUGAUCCCUCGGAUCCUAGGCCGCG